Messenger RNA from Saitoella complicata NRRL Y-17804, 1687 nucleotides. Its product is annotated as WD40 repeat-like protein. The record is from RefSeq and is a predicted model, not a curated record. Lineage: Eukaryota; Fungi; Ascomycota; Saitoellomycetes; Saitoellales; Saitoellaceae. The transcript has a single exon. Gene Ontology annotation, cellular component: nucleus. The annotation marks the transcript as partial. Gene Ontology annotation, molecular function: protein binding. Gene Ontology annotation, biological process: rRNA processing.
CUGAACUCGAAGAAAAGUAAAAGUUCUCGUUAAGGAUGUCCAGCUUGAUCUCGUCCGUUGCUUGGGUUCGUCGUGGAUUCCCGGCUGAGUUCCCUAAAAAAUACCAGCUCGAUGAGGCCGAGUACGAGAGAAUUGCGGCGUUGACAAAGAUCAAGGUCGACGAUGCGAAGGAGGCCCUCGAGGAGGCUCAGGAGCAGGCCAAGAAGGCUACCGAAGAUCUUGUUGUGGAGGAUGAAUUGGCGGAGUACAACUUGGAGGAUUACGAUCAGGAAGAGGAGCAGCCCGAGGAGGUGGGUGAGGCCGGUGCACCCAUGGCUUUGUUCGGUAAUGCCAAGGGUCUCGCAUUCCACCAGUCGAACGAGGAGGACCCUUAUAUCACUCUGCAAGACGUCGCAGCAGACGAGGACACCGAGGAGCGCGCAGAUCUCCAGAUCCUCCCUAGCGACAACUUGAUCCUCACAGCAAAGACCGAAGAUGACCUGUCCCACCUCGAAGUUUACGUCUACGAAGAUGAGGAGGCGAACCUUUAUGUACACCACGACAUCAUGCUUCCCGCAUUCCCUCUAUGCAUCGAGCCCCUCGAUUACCCAGUCGGCAGACCAGUCACCGAAGACAACAAGAUCGGUAACUUUGUCGCUAUUGGUACUUUCGAGCCUGAUAUCGAGAUCUGGGAUUUGGAUGUUGUCGACGGAAUGUAUCCUAAUGCCAUUCUUGGACAGGGUGGCCCGGCGGGUGCGGCGGCAACGGGUAGUGCAUCAGACGCUACAGGCAAGAAGAAGAAGAAGAAGUCCAAGAAGCAGGGACCCAACUCCGCAUACCACGUCGACGCGGUCCUCACCCUCUCCUCCGCACCACUGACGAGGAACUUGUUGGCGUCCGGAUCAGCAGAUACCACCAUCAAGCUCUGGGAUCUGAAUACUUGUUUGGCUGCGUCUUCAUACAACUACCAUACUGACAAGGUCGGCUCUAUCGCUUUCCACCGUACCGAGGCGGCUAUUUUGUUGACUGGUUCUUACGACCGCACCGUCGCCGUCGCCGAUCUUCGUGUCACUACCGGCGCUGCAGGCCGAUGGGGUGUCGAAUCCGAUGUCGAGAACGUCGCAUGGAACCCACACGACCCCAACGGUUUCUUCGUCGGUACAGACUCGGGUAUGGUCCACUACUUUGACGUCCGAAACAUCCCGAAGACUCCGGCACAGAGUAAGCCGCUGUGGUCAUUGCAGGCACACGAUUCUCAGCCUGUGUCUACGCUCGCGAUCAACAACCACAUCCCCGGGUUAUUCGCGACUGGAUCGACGGAUAAGAUGGUUAAGGUGUGGAAUGUGCCUGAGGUGGGCUCGGGUCCGCGUAUGGUCGUGAGUAGGGAUUUGGGUGUUGGAAAGGUGUUUAGUGCGUCGUGGGGCCCUGAUGCGGAGGUUGCCUUUAGACUUGGUGUUGCUGGGUCGAAGGGUGUUGUACAGGUUUGGGAUGCGUCUACGAAUGCGGGUGUGAGACGGGCGUUCGAGGGACGUGUUGCUGCGCCGGUUGUUGAGUAUGGAGAGGAUAGGACUGUGGGUGUUGUCGAUGACGAUGAGGAGGAGUCUGAUGAGGAGGGUGAGGAGGGUAUUGAGAUCCCGAUGGAGGAGGGAGAUGAGGAGGACCUCGAGGGUGAGGACGAGGAGGACGACGACGAGGAGCACCCUGAGGG